Opisthorchis viverrini is the source of this 3144-nucleotide messenger RNA. RefSeq lists its product as hypothetical. Bases 33 to 2804 code for a protein of 923 amino acids. The transcript has 17 exons. Lineage: Eukaryota; Metazoa; Platyhelminthes; Trematoda; Opisthorchiida; Opisthorchiidae. The record is from RefSeq and is a predicted model, not a curated record.
AAUGGGAUCAAAAUGAGAGAUAUGAAGCAAGAAUGGUAAAGCACUCCCAGUCUUCGCGCCGGAAACCAGCUAUGCGCGAUUCGUCUAUUGUACAGGAAGGGAAGUCACCCGCGCGUCAAGCUAAUCCUAUUUGGAGUGAGCCACAGGAACACCGGCGUAGUUCAGUCGAUCGACCUAUCCCGCCAGCAAGGCCAAGACACAGGAAAUUGAGUUCCACGCCAACCAUCAGAAAUACAGCCAUUUCACAGCUCGAUGAGGAACCGCCUCCCCGACCUCCUCGAAGCAGUACUGCACUGCAUACAGUAAAAGAACACCCGAGCAUGAAGGACUCUGAAAUAGCGGUAACAAAACCUCUGUCUGAGUUGCAGAGUCGCUAUCCAGUGAGCGGACUGGCGAAACGCAUGAGUAUCUCAGCGUCGGAUUUAUUUGGAAAAUCGCGCGAUGAACUGAUACUUUUGCUACUGCAGUUGAACCGCGAGAAAGCAAACCUACAGCGUUGGUUUGACUAUUUCACCAAACAAAUUGAAUUGAUCCAAGCAGACAAAGGUGGGACUUCAGCGGCCGAAGAAGAGUUGUCCGCAAUUCGGGUGGAGCUGGCGGAUGUCACCGGACAAUUACGUCUUUCAGAGCCUAUGGUCAAAUUCUUGGGCAAUAUGCUUCGGAUGGGAGAUUUGUACGCUGGAGAUGACGUGAUGUUUGCUAGUGAAUAUCGCAAACACCUUCUAUCCGAAAAUGAACUAGUACCUCCAAAAGACAGCAUCAACUUUGCUCGCGCUGUCGAGGCCCAAGACGUUGCGCGCAGUCUCGAUGCGAGCAGACGACAGAUAGAAAUCAACUCGGGAUACGCUACUCCAGUUGUGGAUGAUUCAGCUAACCUGGCGAGCUGGAUUGCUGAGAGGGGUGCUGCGGUUGAUACCCCAGCUCGACUAUCUAACUCCGUUUCAUCCUCGAAGACGAACAUUAGGCAGUGGCCCGAGCCUACGAACUUUCGUCAGAAGCGCAUGCAGCUAGAGUCCGAGUUAGCUGAUCUGGAGGCUCUGUGUGAACCGCAUGACAUUAUCCAUCAGGAACUUCGUGCCACUCAAAAAUCUCUGCGGCAAUUCGAGCCCAUACGGCCAAGGGAAAGCAUGAAUCCAACCGGUCCGUCAGCAACUCUUCUGCGAAGAAUGAAAGGUGAGCCACGGGGUCGGCGCUCGUCCAUACCAUCGAUAGGCGGGUCACUGGGGACAGCAAAUCAUUUUCCAUACGAAAAGGAUCAAUUCUGGAUCGCUAACGAUGAUUUGGGGUUCCAGGAUCCCACUGUAGGUGAACAAGAGAAGCGCAGUUCCUGGAGGCCGAGAAGAUACCUCUCUAAUACCUACCAAGCUGGAUGUUUUACUCCCAUCAGCGCAUUUACACGAGACGAUUCAAUUAAACGCUUUCGAAGUAUUCCGGAGCACCUAAACCUCCUAGGGUCCACCAAAUAUCAAUUGGACCUUCGACGUUCGCAGACAUACGACUGGGGAUCGGGCAGACUGCUUUCAACCACAUUUAAUCCUACCGAUGAAAUGCCAACGAAAUUUUCUCCUGUCCGUUCGGUUCAGUAUAGGAGUGGUUACAGGGCGCGUAGCUCCUUAGAAUCGCAUGUUCAACCCAGUGGCGAACUUUACAAUACCCAUCCGGAUGGGAGGACUUCCAAUGCUCCAUCCAGAGGAGAACGCCGUCGUAGUGGACAAAGAACUAGCUAUUCCUCCGAAGCCGUCGAGGAUGACGUAUCUGACCCCAUGAGACGGCAAAUCCGGCGACGCUCCAGUGCACUUACGGACGAUCUCGAUUCGUUCCUCGGUUACGGGAGAAACACUGACGAUCAGCGCCAGACGCCAUCGAAAGUAUCCCUCGUUUCCGGUCAGGUGCGAGAAAAGCCUGUUUCUUUGGGCGACUAUAAAUCGGAUUCAUUUGGAGAUACUGAGAAGAUCUACGGCAAUUCUUUCAUUGCACCUAGACAGAAGGAAAAAGAACGCAGUUCCCAGUUGGACGAGUAUAUUGAGGACAGCUUGAUCAGUUAUGGACCACCAGUGUUCAGAAAACAGUACCAACCAGAGCCACGGACACGAAAACCUGAUGAAAGUUCGAUGAGACAUUAUCGAACUGAAGAUAACUUGGUUGUCCCGAGGCAGGGAUUCGCGGAAGAGAGCGAAUCAAGACCUAAAUCGAAAACGCCUAAUGGAGAACCAUUCCCGAUGACUGACAGUGGUGCAAAAUACGAAGUGGAAAAUGAUGGCGACUCGGCUACGUUGUUCUCGACUGAUUCAGAGAUUCCUAGCAAUUUGUUUCUGCGUGAUUUACCGCUCCAGUCUGGCCGACAGCAGUCCGGUGGAGAUUCACGCUUGAUAGGCCACACGAAACGGAAUGUGAAGAGAUUACUAUCACCGGACGGAGCUGUCGUUCCGAACUCUCCCGAACCAGAAAACGAAGACUACCCUUUCACAACAGAAUCAGUGGAGAGUGUGUUUGCCCCACCAGAACCAAUGGACAUCGGUGCGCGGUACGUUCCGUCUCCACCAACUGGAGAACCAACUGACCCAGAGUAUCGGCAGAAUAAAGAGAAAAGGCUUAGCGCUUUGAGAGAUGUGCUCCUCCGUCAGAGUCUAGCGAGUGACUGUGAUGUGGAUGCCGGAGACCCCGCUACGCAGUUAAGCCCUACCUCUCGAAUCAAGCGACAUUCACAGCUAUUGGAUAUGCAAGAGCAAUUGGCCAAAGAGGCAGCCUCCUCAGUGGUUGCAUUUUCGGGUCGAUCAUUCGCCGGGCCUCCUUUGAACGCAUGACUUCGUUUAACAUUUCCCUGCCCGCAUCCCACCGUGCGUCUUCUGAUGUAUAGUCACAUUUCACCUAUCCUUCUUUCUACUGCACCGCAUAUUUUAUCUAUUGCACACACUUUUUCUACAUGCUAUCCCGCUCUUCUGAUGAGUAUUGUGCGAUCAGAACAUAUCAUUUGUUGUCUGUCAGCUGAUUAUGUUUUUUCAUCGAAAUGUCUUCUAAUUUCUCUUCUCAGUGAGCCUUGCUGAUGUUUUUCGGCUUCCUUAGGGCGUACUUCCCGUUGUAUUCCAAUGGUUUUCGCUCUGCGAUUUGAAGACAAAAAUGCUCUGUUUAAUUUUUCAACAGGAA